AUGUCUGUGUUACCAAAAAGUGAUUCUAUCCAAAUUAGAGAGGUAUGGAGCAAUAAUCUUGAGGAGGAGUUUGCUUUGAUCCGUGAAAUUGUGGAUGCCUAUCCUUACAUUGCCAUGGACACUGAGUUCCCUGGGGUGGUGCUUCGCCCUGUUGGCAAUUUCAAGCAUAUCAAUGAGUAUAACUAUCAGAACUUGAAGGAUAAUGUUGAUAUGUUGAAGUUGAUUCAGUUGGGUCUCACAUUUUCCGAUGAAAAUGGAAACUUACCUACUUGUGGGAGCGAGCGCUAUUGCAUUUGGCAAUUCAACUUCCGUGAAUUUGACACAAGUGCAGAUAUUUUUGCAAAUGAUUCAAUCGAAUUGCUGAUGCAAUCUGGGAUUGAUUUCAAGAAGAACAAUGAAAUGGGAAUUGAU
Molecule: messenger RNA, 411 nt
Organism: Nicotiana tabacum (common tobacco)
Lineage: Eukaryota; Viridiplantae; Streptophyta; Magnoliopsida; Solanales; Solanaceae
Source: RefSeq, a predicted model, not a curated record